AUUAAAACCAACCCUAAGCUCCUUUUAUCUCCACUCUAAAGGUAGCCCCGAUUAUUGCUGACUUAAGCAUCAGAGUGUCUACCCCAAGAAUGGGUUUAUUCGCUUGUAAAGAAGAGAAGCUUUCACAAGAAGAUAAACAGCAAAAAGGCAAGACGAGCUCGAGCUUGACGGCAACGACAAGCAUUCUCCCAGCUCGACAGCUCGGUAGGAACAAAGCAGCCCCAGCUCGACGGCAGCAAAGCGAUCUCCCAGCUCGUCACCACAUACUAAACAAAUUUGUAAAGAAGCUCAUUGAGGAAGAUGCGAGCAAUCAACAAAAUAUGAUGAUGACCAUGAGUUGCGAGAUGCCGAGGUCAACCACAAGCUGUAGAGGUCGAGCACCAGCUGCAGAUCUCAAACACAAGCUAUCGAGGUCAGCCACGAGCUUUAGAGGUCGAGCACGAAGUGCAGAACUCAACCACGAGUUGCAGAGCUCAAACAUGAGCUACAAAGGUCGAGCACAAAGUGCAGAGCUCAAACAUGAGCUGUCGAGGUCCACCACGAGCUGCAGAGCUCAAACACUUGCUGUCGAGGUCGAGGACGAAGUGCAGAACUUGAGCACGAGCUGUAGAGCUCAAACACUUACCGCCGAGGUCAGCCACGAGCUGCAGAGGCCAAGCACGAAGUGCAGAGGUCGAGCGCGAACUGAAAGAUGUGCAGUAUGAGCUGCAAGGUGUCAACACCCUCAACAAGGUGCCAACACUUUUCGUGCAUCUGUCCUGAAGGGACCGGGUUUUUGUCCUUCUCUGCAAAUUCUGUUAACAGUAAAAUUACAGUCCCGAC
Molecule: messenger RNA, 822 nt
Organism: Rubroshorea leprosula
Lineage: Eukaryota; Viridiplantae; Streptophyta; Magnoliopsida; Malvales; Dipterocarpaceae
Source: the annotation of a GenBank genome assembly